Molecule: messenger RNA, 2288 nt
Organism: Marmota monax (woodchuck)
Lineage: Eukaryota; Metazoa; Chordata; Mammalia; Rodentia; Sciuridae
Gene: Edn1
Product: endothelin 1
Exons: 5
Coding region: 558-1166 (202 amino acids)
Biological process (GO): vein smooth muscle contraction; regulation of vasoconstriction; regulation of systemic arterial blood pressure by endothelin
Cellular component (GO): extracellular region
Molecular function (GO): hormone activity; endothelin B receptor binding; endothelin A receptor binding
Source: RefSeq, a predicted model, not a curated record
CGGGCAGGUUUACCAAAGGUCUCUAAUGGGUAUUUUCUUUUUCUUAGCCCUGCCCCUGAAUUGUCAGACGGCGGGCGUCUGUCUCUGAAGUCCGCAGUGAUUUCCUUUAGAGCGCGGCCUUAUCUCUGGCUGCACGUUGCCUGUUGGUGACUAAUAACACAAUAACAUUGUCUAGGGCUGGAAUAAAGUUGGAGUUGUUUACCCCCACUCUAUAGGGGUGCAAUAUAAAAAGCCGGCCCGAGAGCUGUCCAAGUCAGACGCGCUUCUGCCUUGGAGCCGGAGCGAGCGAGCGAGCGGGUCCGGGUCUCCGCUGCUGCUGUCCCUGCGCUCGGCCGCCGCGUGCGCUCGCAGAACGCCUCUCCUGCCUUCUCGGCUGGCAGAAAGGGCUUUUAUUUUCAUUUUUUAUUUUUUUUUGCCUGUGAAAGGGCACUUAAGCUGGAAGGAUCGCUUUGAGAUCUGAAUAGCUAGAAGCGCUUCUAGGGAACCGAAGCUCUUUUCUUCUGAGUUCAGUUCGCGAAGGCGGUUUUUUUUUUGGUUUAUCCUCUUUUUUUUCCAGAAUGGAUUAUUUCCCCAUGAUUUUCUCUCUGCUGCUGGUGGUUUUCCAAGGAGCUUCAGAAACAGCUGUCUUGGGAGCUGAGCUCAUGGCCGGGGCUGAAAGUGGAGGGGACAAGUCCCCUCCCAACACAACCUUGAGGCCCCACCGGUUCAAGCGCUGCUCCUGUUCUUCCCUGAUGGAUAAGGAGUGUGUCUACUUCUGCCACCUGGACAUCAUCUGGGUCAACACUCCCGAGCGCAUUGUUCCCUAUGGGCUCGGAAGCCCUUCCAGGUCCAGACGAUCCUUGAAGGACUUGUUUCCCAUAAAGGCAGCAGAGCACGGGGGCAGAUGCAAGUGUGCCAGCCAAAAAGACAAAAAGUGCCAGACCUUCUGCCAAUCAGGGAAGGAUCUCAGGGCCCAAGACACGAUGGAGAAGGCCUGGAAUAACCGUAAGAGAGGAAAAGACUGUUCCAGAUUUGACAAGAAGUGCAUCUAUCAGCAGCUGGUGGCGGGAAUAAAAAUCAGAAGGUUGGAUGCCAUCAGAAACAGUAUCAAAACAUCUUUUCGUGUUGCAAAGCAAAAAGCCCAAUCUUCCAGAGAGAAGAAUGUGACCCACAACAGAACACAUUGAUUACAAAUCUUCUGGGCCCGUGUGAAGCCAUCGCCUCCAGAGAGAGAGAGUCCCGUGGCUGACACUCUUCUCCUACCGCAGUGGCUGGGAUCAGAGCAAGAGAACCUUCCCUGCCUAGACUACUUCUACUCCAGACUGGCAAAGGACCAGCGUCCUCAUUCUGAACAUUCCAAGAAAGGUCUUCAUUGGCUCCAUUGGUGGUAACUGCUUUUGUGUCUCAGGUCUUUGGGAAAGACAAGGGACUGCUCAGAAAGCAGAGACACCGUGACACCCGUGACAUCCGAAUGGGGUGGUAUGCUCCAGAUGGAGGAAGGAGAUUCCACACCAGGGUGGAGUUUCUGAAGAAAGUCCUAAGGGAGAAUUUGUGUCUGACUCAGGCAUCGGGCACAUUUCAGGGAGAAACUCCAAAGUCCAGGCAAAGAUUUUUCUAAGGACUGAACAAAUUGAAAACAAACUCGAAGGACAAGUAAAGAAGAGGGGGGGAAAAAGACUUUGUUUUUAAGUCAUAAAGUGCAAAAGUGAAAGAAACUGUUACUACUGUAAAUUGGGAUGAGUUUCAUGAGUAUGAGUCUACCUCACCUAUCUUGCACUCCGGCAGAUGUACUUUCCACUUUUAAUUCUCGCCUCCCCAAAUUUUUCCCUUCCUCCCAGCACCCUCAACUUCCCAUGGUAAAUCCUGGUCCCAUUGAUGUCUGGUCCCAUGUGUCAGGGGUAGAUAAACAUUCCGAUGCUUAUCUUCUAGCUCUGAUCCGUAAGAAGAUGACCCUUCAAUGAGGAGACUCCCUUACCUUGAGUUUGGGGAACACAAUGGUAUAGGGUUGUUUAUGAAAGAUACAGGGAAGGAGAUGUUGGUUCUGCUUUAAAGCAGUAAAAUUAUUUUCUUUUAUAUAACCGACGAAUGGAAGAGGUUAGAUUGAAUUCUGAUGUACUUAUUUUUUUAUAGAUAUUUAUAUUCAAACAAUUUAUUCCUUAUAUUUACCAUGUUGAAUAUAUGUCUGGGCAGGCCAUAUUGGUCUAUGUAUUUUUUUUAAAAUGUGUAUUUCUGAAUGAAAUCGAGAACAUGCUUUGUUUUGCCGGUCAAGGUAAUGAUUUUAGAAAAUAAAUAUUUUUUUCCCUACUGUA